GGCUCUACUACACCGAGAAGGAGAGUGAGUGAGUACGUCAGUACAUCAGAGAACAGCCCGAAGGGACGCUCGAGAAAGAAGAAGUGGCCAGUCCCUUUAAAAUAUCAAGACAAAACAUUGGAAAACGAGAGCUUGUUGUUUUUCCCAUCAGUUAGGGCAUAUACAGGUGACACCGGAGCAUGUCACUAUGACAACGUUCGGACUUUACAUAGUAGCCUUCAUCAUCUCAGUAGGCGCUCAGUAGACAUAUAAUAAUCGCGCGAGUCGUUAGAGACUGUCAGUUAUCAAUCCUAGAAGAAGAUCGCAGAAGACAUGGAACAGAGACUUGGUACAAUGAUCAGCUAGCGUUUUAUGUGCCCAAUCUACAAGAUUAGAGGAGAAACCGAAGACAGCAGCACACCUGGAGCGGCUCGAGCAGAAUGGAUUUCACCACCAUCCGGAACCUCAUCACUAGAUACUGUACAGGAGAGGAGAACUGGGUGGACAACAGGACGGUUUAUAUUGGACAGAAAGAGCCUCCGCCAGGAACAGAAGCGUACAUCCCGCAGAGAUUUCCUGACAACAGAAUCGUCUCCUCAAAGUACACUUUCUGGAAUUUUAUACCGAAGAAUCUCUUUGAGCAGUUCAGAAGAAUCGCCAAUUUCUAUUUUCUGAUCAUCUUUCUAGUGCAGCUGAUCAUUGACACACCCACCAGUCCUAUGACCAGCGGUCUGCCUCUUUUCUUCGUCAUCACUGUUACAGCCAUUAAACAGGGCUAUGAGGACUGGAUCAGGCACAAAGCGGACAACGCUAUAAACCAAUGUCCGGUCCACGUCAUCCAGCAUGGCAAAGUCGUACGCAAACAGAGUCAAAAGCUACGGGUGGGUGAUAUUGUCCAGGUGAAGGAGGAUGAGACGUUUCCGUGUGACCUCAUACUGCUCUCCACCAGUAGAGAAGACGGGACAUGUUUCGUCACAACAGCCAGCUUAGAUGGAGAGUCCAGCCAUAAGACCUAUUAUGCAGUUCAGGACACAAAGGCAUUCAACACAGCAGAGGAGGUGGACACACUGCAUGCCACGAUAGAAUGCGAACAACCCCAGCCGGACCUUUACAAAUUUGUGGGACGCAUCAAUAUUUAUUUGGAUCGUGACGAACCUAUCGCGAGACCCCUGGGUUCUGAGAACCUGCUGCUGCGCGGAGCCACACUGAAAAACACUGAAUACAUACAUGCUGUGGCCAUCUACACAGGCAUGGAAACCAAGAUGGCCCUCAACUACCAGUCCAAGUCUCAGAAACGCUCCGCUGUUGAAAAGUCAAUGAAUGCCUACCUGAUUGUGUACCUCUGCAUUCUGAUCAGUAAAGCUCUGAUCAAUACACUCCUCAAGUACGUCUGGCAGGCCGACCCAAACCGAGACGAGCCCUGGUACAACCAGAAAACUGAGACUGAGAGGCAGCGGCAUGUAUUAAUCCGGGCAUUCACAGACUUCCUGGCCUACAUGGUUCUGUUCAACUACAUCAUUCCCGUGUCCAUGUACGUUACCGUGGAGAUGCAGAAGUUCUUGGGCUCGUACUUCAUCCUGUGGGACGAUGACAUGUUCGACGAGGAGCUCGGAGAGCGACCGCUCGUCAAUACCUCGGAUCUUAAUGAGGAACUUGGACAGGUGGAAUAUGUCUUCACAGACAAGACUGGCACUUUGACAGAAAAUAACAUGGAGUUGAGGGAAUGCUGUGUGGAUGGGCACGUGUAUGUGCCGCACGCCAUCUGUAACGGGCAGAUCUUACCUGGAGCUGCGGGAAUGGACAUGAUCGACUCCUCUCCGGGCGUAGACGGGAAGGAGCGAGAGGAGCUGUUUUUCCGUGCAUUGUGCCUGUGUCACACAGUCCAGGUGAAGGAAGAGGAGACGGUGGACGGCAUUAAGAGAGGAAUCCAUCAGGGCAAAUCCACCUCCUUCUACAUCUCCUCCUCUCCAGACGAGGUUGCGCUGGUGGAGGGAAUGAAAAGGUUGGGCUUCACCUAUCUCCGUCUGAAGGACAGUCACAUGGAGAUCCUUAACAGAGAGGAUGAAAUGGAAAGAUUUGAGCUGUUGGAAGUAUUGAACUUUGAUUCAGUGAGGAGGAGAAUGAGUGUAAUCGUAAGAUCAAGCUCAGGAGAGUACUACUUGUUCUGUAAAGGUGCAGAUUCCUCUAUUUUCCCACGGGUGGUUUCCGGGAAGGUGGAGCCGGUCAGAGCGCGAGUAGAGCACAACGCUGUGGAGGGUUUACGGACUCUCUGUGUGGCUUAUAAGAAGCUGACUCAUGAGGAGUAUGAGAAAACGUGCCAUCUCCUCAACAGCGCUAAACUAGCUCUGCAGGAGCGUGACAAGAAACUGGCUGAAGCUUAUGAUGUCAUCGAAAAGGAUUUCAUCCUGCUGGGAGCCACGGCGGUGGAAGAUAGGCUGCAGGAUAAAGCGGCCGACACCAUCGAGUCCCUGCACAAGGCUGGUAUAAAGGUUUGGGUUCUCACAGGGGACAAAAUGGAGACGGCCGCAGCCACAUGCUAUGCUAGCAAGUUGUUCCAUCGCAAUACACAGAUCCUGGAACUGACAACCAAGCGGACAGAAGAGCAGAGUCUCCACGACGUCCUGUUCGACCUGAGCAGGACCGUCCUGAGACAGCAUGGCAGCAUGACCAGGGACACUUUCUCAGGGCUCUCGGGUGAUUGCCAAGACUAUGGUCUGAUAAUCGAUGGGGCAACACUGUCAGCUGUACUGAAGCCAACACAGGAAGGAAACAGCAGCGGAGGGAACUACAAGGAAAUAUUCCUGGAAAUCUGCAGGAACUGCAGUGCUGUUCUCUGCUGCCGCAUGGCACCCUUACAGAAAGCACAGAUUGUUAAGAUGAUUAAAGCGUCGAAAGAACACCCCAUUACGCUGGCCAUCGGGGACGGAGCCAAUGAUGUCAGCAUGAUUCUGGAAGCUCACGUGGGCAUAGGGAUCAUGGGUAAAGAAGGGCGUCAGGCGGCCCGUAACAGCGACUAUGCAAUUACUAAGUUCAAACACCUGAAGAAGAUGCUCCUGGUUCACGGGCACUACUACUACAUCAGAAUCGCUGAGCUGGUCCAGUACUUCUUCUACAAGAACGUGUGCUUCAUCUUCCCUCAGUUUCUCUAUCAGUUCUUCUGUGGCUUCUCUCAGCAGCCACUGUACGACACGGCAUAUCUGACCCUGUACAAUAUCAGCUUCACCUCGUUACCCAUCCUCCUCUACAGUCUGAUGGAGCAGCACAUCAACAUGGACAUCCUCAAACGGGACCCCUCUCUGUACAGAGAUAUUGCCAAGAACUCCCUCCUGAGAUGGUCCACCUUCAUCUACUGGACAUUUCUGGGGGUUUUUGAUGCCAUGGUCUUCUUCUUUGGUGCUUUCUUCCUUUUCGACAACACAACCUUCACCAGCAACGGACAGCUAAUGGCCACCAACACACAGAUGAUGUUUGGAAACUGGACCUUUGGGACACUUGUAUUCACUAUCCUCGUGUUCACGGUCACGCUAAAGCUUGCCCUGGACACACAUUACUGGACGUGGAUCAACCACUUUGUCAUAUGGGGGUCACUGCUUUUCUAUGUCAUCUUCUCCCUCCUGUGGGGAGGCAUCAUUUGGCCUUUCCUGAACUAUCAGAGGAUGUACUAUGUGUUCAUGCAGAUGUUGUCCAGCGGUCCUGCGUGGCUCAGUAUAAUUCUGCUGAUUAUAGUCAGUUUGCUGCCUGAUGUGGUGAAGAAAGUGCUGUGUAGAGCUCUAUGGCCCACCACCACUGAGAGAAUACAGGAUGCUGAUAAGUUGUAUAAAGGCCACCUGUCCGAGUUCACCCCCCUGUCCUCCCUCCAUGCUCCACCUGCGCGAAAACAUGACAGACGGGGGAACGAAAGCCAGAACCACACACACCGCAGGUCUGACUCCUCCUGUCCCAAAAAACUCAUGUGUACCUACUGGGGUGGCAGGCCCGACUACUGCACCUUCAGCUCCUUUCUCCGAAUAGGAGAGAACCCAAGAUUCUCUGGGGCAGCUUACGCCUACAGCACGCCGGGUCCAGAGACGUCCGUAUGAUAGUCUCUCUAAAAGAAACAGUCCGGUUAUCUAAUCCAAUUCGGCCUCGCUUAUCCCAGGGUCAAGAUUGGGACGCUAUUGGGAGACCAAUCUUGACUCGUCACCCUUUAUCUGAAGCAAAAGCACUGAAAUUGGCUCUUGUGGCGAACGCUAAUGGGCGGUAGUGAUGCUGUGUGUUCGUUUUGGAGCUGGAGGAAGGCCAAACAGAAUUGGCCGCACCAUCUACUGUGCUAAGUGGCCUUGGGACCUAUUUACCUUGAUUUCUGUGUGUGUGUGUGUGUGUGUGUGUGUAGGCCUUUGUUAGAACAACUAUAAAAAGACAUAUUGUAACUGGACUGUCAUUAUGCUUCACCCUUUACCUUUCAAAAAGGUGGAAAUCCACUCAUUCUACUCUUCCAAAGUUUUUAAAACCAUCAUGACAACCAGUUACUCUGUCCUAGCUGCUUGACGACUUGCUUUAAAAUUCUCUAGUUCCCUAUAAUCAGUCCUUUAGUUUUUGUUUCGUUUUUUAGAGUAGAACCGGAUAUACAACUCUAAAGGCUACGCUAGCCAUCUUAGCUUAACUGUUCUGCCUUAAUGUUAAUGUUUCCCAUCUUUUACACCACAGUUUGGAACCAAAGGUUGUGAAAUACGGAGUAUAUAAAUGUGUGUUAGUUGCCUUAUGCUUAAAGAGAAGAGGAGGGAAGGUGUUUGAUGGCAUUCCCAAGAAUCCCACCACACUGCCUUAAGUUAACAUUGCACCAGCUGAGGAUGUAGAGCGAUAAAUGUAGUAUUCGACAUCUUCCAGUGCCGCCAACACACAGCCCAGGGCUCCCGAGGAACAAAAAAAACAAUGAAAUGUAACAUUUCUGUUGGCG
Pimephales promelas (fathead minnow) is the source of this 4915-nucleotide messenger RNA. The record is from RefSeq and is a predicted model, not a curated record. NCBI's taxonomy places the organism in Eukaryota, Metazoa, Chordata, Actinopteri, Cypriniformes, Leuciscidae.